This is a messenger RNA of Heterostelium album PN500, 1959 nucleotides long. It is a transcript of the gene tgrM2, whose product is annotated as IPT/TIG domain-containing protein. The transcript has 7 exons. Bases 1 to 1959 code for a protein of 652 amino acids. The record is from RefSeq and is a predicted model, not a curated record. Lineage: Eukaryota; Evosea; Eumycetozoa; Acytosteliales; Acytosteliaceae.
AUGACUAAAUACUUUAGAAUACAAGAAUUUUUAAUAUUAUUUGUAAUUUUAUUUAAUAUUGGAAAAAUUACAGGUCAACUCGAUUUAAAAACAAUUGAAUAUGGACCAGAUGGUGUGACUUUUAAUUUGGGAAGUGGAGCAUAUAGCAAUGGGAAUUACUUUAUGUUGGUCAGCAGUGCUGUGAAAAAAAAUUUUACAAUACUCAACCCGACUACUGCUUUUUUGAACUACACACCCGAUAUUAUUAAUAAAGCAGAUAAUUUUAAAGUAUGUGACACCUCAGAUUGUAGACUUUCCAAUGCAUUACCCUGGAAUCCGAUAUAUAUAGAUACAAUUUCUUCGACUCCAACUCAAGGAGGUAUCAUUACAAUAUACUGUGUUGAUGAAAGUGAUACUAAUACUGCUGGAACAGAAAUACAUUUCAAUAUCGGUAAUAACAUUACUUCUUUAAUCUCUGGUCAAAAUAUUCCAGUUUGUUUCUUUGUAAGAGGAUCUUCAACUCUUUCUUCUUCAUCCUCUAUUUUUAUUCAAAAAUAUUUUUCAUUCCAAGCACCAACAAUCUCAUCAGUUGUAUUUAAUAGAGAUGCUAAUCAAAUUACAAUGACUGGAACAAAUUUCGGUGUAAAUGGAAUUCCUUUGGCUUUGAUUUCUAAUGGUGGAAAUUUACAACCAACCCGUUUAGUUGAUAACACUGUUAUUAUAUCAAAUGUGAAUGCUCAAAACUAUUCAUUCUCUGGUGAUUACCAAUAUUUUUUGAAUGUUGGUAGUCCAAAUCCAAAUUCAGCAACCUAUACUCAACAACUAUUACCGGUAGUAACAUCGGUUACCUCUACUUCAUCAACUGGUGGAACCAUUUCAAUCUAUGGAUAUAGACUUAAUCUUUUCAAACCAAAUGCAACUAUUUCACAAGUUACAAUCACUGUGGGAACAUAUACAUGUACAGUGUUGACAUUGAAUGACCCAACCAAUUCUUUUAUUGCUUGCUCAAUGCCAGCAAUUCCAAGUGGUUCAAAGAAUUAUAAUUUGUCAGUGGUUGUUAACAUUGAUGGAAAGAACUCCAAUAGUGAUAUAUUAUUCUCUGCCGAUCUUCCGAAUGUCCAAGAAGUAUCACAAGACGGUGGAAAUACAAUUAUUAUCGGUUCAUCAUUUGGUAAUGAUACAAAAUCAAUUGUCUUACAUUUCAAUGGUAGUACUCCAAUGUCACCGAUCUCCGUUUCCGACUCGAUGUUAACAUUUAAAUUUCCACCAAACACACCAUCCGGUGGAAUUGUAACAAUCAGUGGUCAAUAUAUGACUUCAAACAUCCAAGGAAAUGAGAAUAUCACUGUGAAUGUGUAUAGUGAUCCCAAUUCAAGUAUUUCUACGCCAUGUGCAAAUGUAACCAGGUUGAGCAAUACCAGUGUAACUUGUGUUGCACCAGCUGGAAGUGGAUCAUCUGCAUAUAUACAACUUCAAUUGAAUAGUAUCGGUGCAACUGUAUUGAGUGGGUUGAGUAUGGUCUACCAAGCACCUAGACUAGUAUCCGCAACGGCAAUAUCACCAUACGGCGGGUCUAUAAGCAUCUCUGGAGCUAAUCUUGGUUUUGUCGGUAUCGAUUUAAAUCUUAUCACAGUAGAAAUCGAUAAUACUCGUGAUUGUAAAACAUCAGCUGUAAUCAACAGCACCAAUAUAGUAUGCCAAUUGAACAGUGGCCAAUUCAACCUUCCACCACCAAUCAACUACUUAAAUCUUACAGUGACAGUGAAUGGACAAACAAGUUUCAACUCCACUAUAUUUAAAUUGGAUAACACGGAUUAUUAUGAGCUAUUAAAUAGAGUUUUAUCAACAGAUUAUUCAGAGAUAGAAUAUCGUAAGCAGAAACUAUAUGGAAUCAUUUUCCCUGCCUGUUUAUUAGUACCUGUUUUAAUAUGGUCGACCGUAAAGUUAUGUUAUCAUCAAAUAUCUUAUAAACAAAACUAA